Cooperia oncophora is the source of this 1056-nucleotide messenger RNA. NCBI's taxonomy places the organism in Eukaryota, Metazoa, Nematoda, Chromadorea, Rhabditida, Trichostrongylidae. The record is from the annotation of a GenBank genome assembly.
AUGGGCUCAGGGUCGAGUGAAAUUCAGGAUCUGAAGGUUUAUCGAAUACAUGCAACCUCUCAAUCAUCCACAUACCUUACUUACAGAUUCUUCGAUUCCAGCCUAUCUAGACCCCAUUAUUUUUCAGUAAAAUAUCGAGUGAUUGUCGUUUCGCCUUCAUUAACACCGUAUAAGGACACCGUCACGGUGAAGAUCUAUGAUCCCAACCAGAAUGUGAUCAGUCAGUACGUCGACAAAGCGCUCACAAAAGGAGUAUUUUCAUCGGAACUGGAAUUGGCCUCGGAGCCACCUCUUGGCGAAUGGCAGAUUCAAGUGGAAACGGCCAACAAACUCAAAUACACGAAAACAUUCUCAGUCGAAAAGUACGUCCUGCCGAAGUUCGAGGUGAAUAUCAAGACGCCGUCGUUCAUCACAGUCAAUGACGACCUCUCGCUACUUGUUGAUGCAAAGUACACUUAUGGAAAAGGCGUUGCCGGCAAGGCGAAGGUCACCCUUGAGCUGCCAUGGCAUCGAUGGCAUCCCAUUCCAAAGCCAAUCAUUGUAAACGAUGACGGAACCACUUCUCAGGUCGAGGAAGAGUCACAGAUUGAGCGUACCGUCAAGCUGAACAACAUGGGCGAAGCAACUGUUGUGUUCACGAAUGACGAAAUGAAGAAGCAUAAACUAGUGCAGAUUUCCACAUAUCGCUACGAUGUGAAACUGGACGUGGAGAAACAAGGCGAUACCUUCAAACCUGGUCUCACCUAUAAUGUAGUGGUCGCUUUGAAACAGAUGGACGACACACCCGUGAAAGCUACCGUACCAAGACGUGUGCAGGUGACGACCUUCUACAACUAUCCGUUCAAUCCGGAUUCACCAACACAGCACGAAGACAAGGAAGUGAAAAUCGUAGAUUUGGACGCGCACGGGACUACUGUACUCGCUCUGCAACCUCCCCUCAAUUGCACAAGCGCUAGAAUUGAGGAUUACGGAGGUGGUAGCAUUCGCAUCAUCGCAACAGUCACGGAAGACCUCACCGAUAUUCAACGGAAUGGCACGCAACAUGUAGGUUGUUAG